AUGUCCCCUGCACUGGCAGGCGGAUUCUUAAUCACUGGACCACCAAGGAAGUCAGAAUUCAGUCUGGCUCCAGAGUCUAUACUUGGAAUUGUAAACUCUUGCUGGAGAACGUUUAAUAUUUCCCACAUAAUGAGUCAUUUCAUCCUGGGUCAACUUUGCUGCUUCAUAAAAUGUUGCACCUUGUUCCUCAUGCACACAUCUCCUACAUCUGCUACCUUGGCCACUAGAACACCAGGAGACUACAUCUAUGAGAAAACUCUCAAUUACUCAUUUCUUCAUUCCUUCCAUAAACACUUUGUGCUUGUACGUGCAGGUUGUUUGUAA
Messenger RNA from Rangifer tarandus platyrhynchus (Svalbard reindeer), 324 nucleotides. Lineage: Eukaryota; Metazoa; Chordata; Mammalia; Artiodactyla; Cervidae. The record is from the annotation of a GenBank genome assembly.